AGUUUCAAUCACGUUUAAAUGGUGAAAUAUAGAUAAGGUGAAUCUACAGAUUUACAGUAGUUUACCAAAAAUCGGAACUGUAUGCUUGAUAUAGUUGAAGCAUUUCUAACGUGUUCCGAGACUGGGUUGGGUCAGUAGUUCCGCUUCCCCUGCGCCAUUGCGGAUCCACUCCGGUCCAAGAAGAUUAAAGAAUAAAAGGAACGCACGAAAAAUAUCUUAUUUUAAAUUAUCCUACGUCUAUUAUUGGGUCUGCAACUAAUCACUGCAACAGUAUUACGAACAGCCAAACCGCUUACCGGGACUGAGGAGGCGAGCUAAGUUUUGUGGAAGUUUGCAGCGGAGUUUCUCUGGUAGGUGUCUGUGCCCCUCUCUCGCUCCCCCCUCCCUGCCAUGUCCGAUAACGGAGAGCUGGAGGACAAACCCCCGGCCCCGCCCGUCAGAAUGAGCAGCACCAUCUUCAGCACCGGGGGCAAGGACGCCCUGUCGGCCAAUCACAGCUCCAAGCCCCUCCCCUCCGUGCCCGAGGAGAGGAAGUCCCGCAACAAGAUCAUCUCCAUCUUCUCCGGGGCCGAGAAAGGUGGCAGAAAGAAGGACAAAGACAAGGAGCGCCCCGAGAUCUCGCCCCCGUCGGACUUCGAGCACACCAUCCACGUCGGCUUCGACGCCGUCACGGGGGAGUUCACUGGCAUGCCGGAGCAGUGGGCGCGGCUGCUGCAGACCUCCAACAUCACCAAGUCGGAGCAGAAGAAGAACCCGCAGGCCGUGCUGGACGUGCUCAAGUUCUACGACUCCACGGGCAACAGCAGGCAGAAAUACCUCAGCUUCUCCUCAGAAAAAGAUGGCUUCCCUUCAGGGACACAGCCACCUGCCAAGAAGGGCACAGAAGCCUUGUCCCCCAACAUCAAGGACAUCGACGACGAUGAGGACGAGGAGACCCCCCCUCCCAUUGUGGCGCCCCGCCCGGAGCACACCAAAUCUGUGUAUACUCGCUCCGUCAUCGACCCCCUACCCCCACCCGCCACCAGUCCGGAUGGAGACUCCGCCUCCAAGGCCGCUGACAGACAGAAGAAGAAGGGCAAGAUGACAGACGAGGAGAUCAUGGACAAACUAAGAACCAUUGUCAGUAUUGGAGACCCCAAAAAGAAGUACACGCGAUACGAGAAGAUAGGACAGGGGGCUUCGGGUACAGUGUUCACAGCCAUCGACGUGGCCACGGGACAGGAGGUGGCCAUCAAACAGAUCAACCUACAGAAGCAGCCCAAGAAGGAGCUGAUCAUCAAUGAGAUCCUGGUCAUGAAGGAGUUGAAGAACCCCAACAUCGUCAACUUCCUGGACAGCUUCCUGGUCGGGGAGGAGCUCUUUGUGGUGAUGGAGUACCUGGCCGGCGGAUCACUGACGGACGUGGUGACAGAGACCUGCAUGGACGAGGCCCAGAUCGCUGCCGUCUGCAGAGAGUGUUUACAGGCUCUAGAGUUCCUCCAUGCCAACCAGGUCAUCCAUCGAGACAUCAAGAGUGACAACGUACUGCUGGGAAUGGACGGCUCUGUCAAGCUCACUGAUUUCGGCUUCUGCGCCCAGAUCACCCCGGAGCAGAGCAAGCGCAGCACCAUGGUGGGCACGCCCUAUUGGAUGGCCCCAGAGGUCGUGACCCGCAAGGCCUAUGGGCCCAAGGUGGACAUCUGGUCCCUGGGCAUCAUGGCCAUCGAGAUGGUGGAGGGGGAGCCACCAUACCUGAAUGAAAACCCGCUGAGGGCGCUGUAUCUGAUUGCCACCAAUGGCACUCCGGAGCUCCAGAACCCCGAGAAGCUGUCACCCAUCUUCCGCGACUUCCUCAACCGCUGCCUGGAGAUGGACGUGGAGAAAAGGGGCGGGGGCAAGGAGCUGCUGCAGCACCCCUUCCUGAAGCUGGCGAAGCCCCUCUCCAGCCUGACGCCUCUCAUCCUGGCCGCCAAGGAGGCGAUGAAGAGCAACCGUUAACCGAGCAGUGCCGGCCAGCCUCUUCCCACUGCCGCUGUGCCAAUCCUGCAACUCCAAGCCCCUGCCAACGCACCGUGCCAAGACCAAAACGCAUUACCCUGCCUGGCCAACAGGGGGCAGGGCAUCACCACCACCGGCCUUACGGACUCUCUCCAGUGUUCCCCCGCUGCCAGCCCAACACCCCCCACCCCCCACACACCACAUUUCCGCUGUCUGAGGGACAGACUCAAUUAAUCCACAGACUGGGAUGAGGAGGAGUGAAAAUGUAUGAGGAGGAAUCAGGAUGUAAUUACAUUUCAUGUCUUUUUUUUUUUUUUGUUUUGUUAAUUGGUGAUUGCCUUCAGCUGAUCAGAGUUACUGCCUGCUUUCUCUGUUGAGUAUGUGAAAUGAGUUGUCUUCUUGUGACUUUUUUUUUUUUUUGCUUUUCCAUUUCCCCUCUGAGCUUGUAGCGGGCCUCCACAUAGGUAUUGCAAUACUUGAAUCUCUUCUCCCGAGUCCUGUUCCUUUUAGAGGUUCACCCAGUCCUGCCUCUGCUCUGUUACUAAUGCCAGUGAGAUCUCGUUAAUCCAACGACAGCACAGAAAACAGGGAACUUGAGUGAUUCACUGUCACUUUUGUGUCACACAGAAAUCAUGAGCUGGACAAGCACGGUUUAGGAGACAUCUAGUGGUCGAUCGCUGUUACUGCACGAGCUGCUCAGUCAGGAAAGGAUGCUUCAUCCGCUGUUUCAAAAGAGCAGAGAGGGCAUCCUCAUAUAGCAGCAUCUAUCCAAUAUGCAUUUCCACACGUGAUGAACCACAGCGUUGCGCUCAAAACAGCAGAACAGAAUGUACUAAUUAUACUUAUGGAUAUGAAUGUAUGCUUUAUAUAUGGGUAUAAACAUAUGCAUUUCACCAACACGUAACAGUGAGACUUGGGUGCCUAAACAUGCCGCUGUGUACCUGGAGUACACCUUGGGUAUAAGUAGACUUGUUCUGUACAUUGGAGCACAGUUUUGAAUCAUUUUUUCACCCAUUCAGAACGGUAUUAAAUGAACAGUUUUUUUUUUGUUUUGUACUUGUAGGCUUCUUUGAAUAUUUUGAGUCUCCACAUUCUGUUACCUGGUUUCUUUUUAAUCAUUUGGAAACAAAAAGGUGCACUUUGGUAUUGGGCCUGACUGAGAGCUGUUAAUUUAGGGUGUCGGCUUUGUUCCACUUAAGGUUCCUUGUUUUGCGGCUGUCGGGGGAGAAGACGACCCUCAUGGGGUGAGUUAGUUUUGGGGAGUGACAGGGUAUGACUCUCGUGCCUAAACACUUUUUUUCCUCACAGUUUUCUUAAAAAAAAACAAAAAAAACAAUGGAAAAUAAAUCAAAAAACAAAACUAACUGUUUACUGUAUGAGAUGAGCUGUGUCUUCAUUAACUACACAGGGACUUAGGUAGCUAAACUUUCAACAAAAAUGUUUUAAAAAUUUUGUUUUGUAUAUUAUGUACUUUAAAAGAAGAAGAAAAAAAACUAAAGAGGAAACCGCUGAUUUAGAGAU
Megalops cyprinoides (Indo-Pacific tarpon) is the source of this 3498-nucleotide messenger RNA. It is a transcript of the gene pak2b, whose product is annotated as p21 protein (Cdc42/Rac)-activated kinase 2b. Gene Ontology annotation, cellular component: cytoplasm. Gene Ontology annotation, biological process: protein phosphorylation; regulation of axonogenesis; intracellular signal transduction. Gene Ontology annotation, molecular function: ATP binding; protein serine/threonine kinase activity. Bases 391 to 1977 code for a protein of 528 amino acids. The record is from RefSeq and is a predicted model, not a curated record. The transcript is spliced from 15 exons. Lineage: Eukaryota; Metazoa; Chordata; Actinopteri; Elopiformes; Megalopidae.